GGUUGCAUCACUGCACAGUCUCCCCACCAACUACAAUUUGACAGUUUCUCAGGUGAGGAGUCACGCUACAGGAGCUCUUUUACUUUCUCUUGAGUUUCAGCGCGCAUAUCACUGUGAGCCUGGGGUUGCUUAACUCAAAAACCAGUUACCAGAAGCCCUCACACCACGGCACCAUGAGCAAAAAGAAAAAGGAGUGGAGAGCGGAGAAAGAGCGCUUACUCAGUCUUGGUGUUGAGGAUAGGCGCAAAGAUUAUCGAGGAAACUAUGUGCCAUUGGACAAGAUCCCCACCUGGGCAAAUCAUGACAACAAUACAGCUACUGAGGAAGAACAAAAGUCUUUCUCCUUGGCUGACAAAGUGUCUCUGUACAAAGGUGACAUCACCACCCUGGAGGUGGAUGCCAUAGUGAAUGCUGCAAACUCUUCUCUGCUCGGCGGUGGAGGAGUGGAUGGCUGCAUACACAGAGCCGCGGGUCAUCUCCUGUAUGAAGAGUGCCACUCGUUAAACGGCUGUGACACUGGAAAAGCCAAGAUCACCUGCGGCUACGACCUCCCCGCUAAAUAUGUGAUCCAUACUGUCGGCCCAAUCGCCAGAGGAAAUGUGGGCCAGUCCCAGAGAGAUGACCUCGAAUCAUGCUACAAAUACUCCCUCAAGCUGAUGAAGGACAAUAACUUGAGAUCUGUGGCCUUUCCAUGCAUAUCGACAGGAAUUUAUGGUUUUCCCAAUGAGCCGGCAGCAGAAAUCGCCCUGAAGAUCGCGCAUGACUGGAUCCAAAGCAACCAAGAUGAGAUCGACCGUGUCAUAUUCUGCGUCUUUCUGGAGACAGAUUAUGAGAUUUACAAGAGGAAGAUGUCAGAUUUCUUCUCCCCAGAUAAUGACGACCAUAAGAAUGAAAAAGAUGCCGGUAUGGAAGAAGGUAACACGGAGCCUGUGGAAGGAGGGGAAGAAGAUGAUGCUGAUAAAAAAGAUGACAAGCAGGAUGAAGAAAUUAUGAGCCAGCAAGACGAAUCCACUGAGGAUGUGACAAUGCAAAGCCAGGAGCCAGAAGGCGAGAGCCCUGAUGCCAAAUCCAUGGAUGAGGAGACCAAACCUCCUGAAAAAGGAGACGCUACAGUGGAGGUGAGUCCAACAGCAAAGAAGAAAGUUGAACAGGAGAGCGAAAAAGAUACCGGGAAGAAAGAAGACAAGGGAGAAGACCCACCAGUUGCAGGGGAAGAGAAAGGGGGUAGCCCAGAAAAGAAGAUGCAGACAGGCCAGCCUGAUGAAGCGGGAAAACAGAUGGAAGAGUCAACAAAGAGUGAAGAUCCCGGGGCGGACACCGGUCAGGAGCCUGAGGUUCCCAUGGAGGUUCUGGAAGCUGAUCAAAGUGUCACAACAGCCAAGGAGAGCAACACCAGCAACAGCACUAAAGAUGAUGUGAAAGCCCAGGAUAAGAGCUCACAAGAGCCCGACGCAACUCCACCAGACACCAGACCAAAUUCUGAAGACGGCCAAGGCGAUAAGAACCCACAGGAAUGAGACGACAAUCAGCCUCAUAGAAACGAGUGCCGGCAAACUGUGUGAAGGCAAACAUCACACCAAUUUUGUCCCACGCCAGGGAGUCGCCCACAAAUACUGGGAAAAGAGUUGACCCCCCCCCACUUCAUUCACCAUCUUUCCUUCUAUUCAACCUGUAUUUCCUUUCCGCUUCCUCAUAUUGAUAAUAAAUCAGAUAUAUAGCUAUAUAAAAAGGAUCAAAUGAGAGUUUGAACAUAUCAGAGAGAGUGCAGGGAUUGUGGAGCUGGAGGAGGACUGCUAUACCUCACUGACAUGCUGCUUGAUCAAUAGUUCUUUGCAUUUUUAAUUUUUUUUUCAAUAUAGCAUCUUGGUGCUGGAUUUGAACUGGUUUAAAUUAGAUAGAUUGCUCAAAACACAUCCUAAAAUCAUCCUGCCGCUUUUAGUUACACGCUUAUUUGUAAUACUUCUGACAAAGUGCAAAGCCAAGGCUAAAUUUUCCAUCCCGCAGAGCACUCGUAAUGCAAGAUGCAAACCAAAAAUGAUUGGAUUCCGCAGGCCUGUCCACCGAUUAAGAUUUCUUUCAGGUGAAAAACACUAAAAUGGCUAUAAAUGUCCGUUUGUGCGCGAGUGAGUGUGCGUAUAUACUGAUGAUGUCACUUUAAAGAGGUUUUCGCUUUGUGUGUGAGCUUUAGAACCAAGUCAGGUCAAACGAGGAGAACAUCGCUUGAUUUUAAUCUCCUAUCGAGUGGUGGCAUUCCUCCCUUCUGCACGCUAUAUAAGAGGCGUUUGUAUGCUCCUCUGCUUUGAAACGACACGUCACGCUCGCAGAGCCCCCCUUUAAUCUCUCAAACGAGCACUGAUCAUGUUUCAUCUUCAAAGCUGCUCUGACUACUGCAAAUGCCUGUUAAAAAAAAAAGAAAAAAAAAAGGAAAACCUGUUGUGUCAGACUGACGUGGCCGUUUUUGACGAGUGCGCUAACAAAUUAAUUCCCUCAAGUGUAUCUAGAUGCAUGCCAGCAUUGUUUCAAAUGUUUUAUUUACAGUCCCUCUCUCGGUCUCCCUCCCUUUCACAUGCAUAAACAGAUCUCAGUUGCAAGCUCUCAAUAUUUUUACCAGAUUGUCUCUGCAUCUCUAAAAAAAAAUCUGCCUUAUUUUAUGAAAUAGUACAAAAUGGUGAUGGCUAAAAUAAAAGGCAAAUAGUAAGUGUGUGGCUUUGAAUGAAUUAAAUGCUACUUCAUAUGAUGAGUGAUGAUGCAUUUCUUUCUUUAAACACACAAAAUGAUUUUAUGUCCUUUUGUUUGGGUUUUGAUUUGGUUGUUUGGUUAUCUUGCGUAUGAUUUUUUUGGUUGAUGAUUAAAAAUGUAUUCAAAAGGUUGAUUUACUCCUUUAAGUGGUGCCAUACUGUAUAUCAGAUGAACUUCUGCCUUCAUCCUUUGAUGUUUGCUUUGCUAUAGAACAACUAUGAAUAAAGUUAUAAAGUUGUUUCCCUGGG
This is a messenger RNA of Onychostoma macrolepis, 2987 nucleotides long. It is a transcript of the gene macrod2, whose product is annotated as mono-ADP ribosylhydrolase 2. Gene Ontology annotation, molecular function: ADP-ribosylglutamate-[protein] hydrolase activity. Lineage: Eukaryota; Metazoa; Chordata; Actinopteri; Cypriniformes; Cyprinidae. Bases 174 to 1517 code for a protein of 447 amino acids. The transcript has 20 exons. The record is from RefSeq and is a predicted model, not a curated record. Gene Ontology annotation, cellular component: nucleoplasm. Gene Ontology annotation, biological process: DNA damage response; purine nucleoside metabolic process; peptidyl-glutamate ADP-deribosylation.